AUGGAGACCAUCAGAACAGUUCUCGCUCUAGCUGCUCAACUGGAGUUACCAGUAUACCAGCUGGAUGUCAAAUCAGCAUUUCUGAACGGAGAACUGGAAGAAGAAGUCUACGUGGAGCAACCACGAGGCUAUGAGAAAAAAGGAGAAGAAGACAAAGUCUAUCGUCUCCGAAAGGCUUUAUACGGGCUGAAGCAAUCACCGAGAGCUUGGAACAGCAGAAUCGAUCGAUAUUUUCAGCAAAACGGAUUUCAAAGAAGUCCGAGUGAAGCAUCUCUCUACAUCAAAAAGGGAGAAGGAAAAGAUUAUCUAAUGGUUUGUUUGUAUGUUGAUGACUUGAUUUACACAGGUACAAAUCAACAUAUGAUCGAAGAAUUAAAAAACACCAUGAUGAAAGAAUUCGAGAUGACGGACUUGGGACUCAUGAAAUAUUUUCUUGGGAUCCAAGUGAAGCAGUCACCUGGAGAAAUAUUUAUUUCACAGGAGAAGUACACCGAAGAUAUGCUGAAAAGAUUUCACAUGGCAACGUGCAAACCAAUCUCAACACCAAUGGCGUUAAACGAGAAAUUACAACGCAAUGAUGGAGCUGAAAAAGUCGAUGGAAAGCUGUACAGAAGUCUCGUCGGGUCACUCAUUUACCUGACACAUACCAGGCCUGAUAUAUGUCAUUCAGUAAGUCUUAUAUCAAGAUUUAUGAAUGAACCUAGCAAACUUCAUUUUGCAGCAGCCAAAAGAAUUUUGCGGUAUCUUCAAGGUACAAAGAAAUUGGGCCUGAUGUACAAGAAAGAAGCAGAAAGCAAGCUGACUGGAUAUACCGAUAGUGACUGGGCAGGAUCACUGGAUGAUCGAAAAAGCACAUCGGGGUACAUAUUCUGCCUGGGUUCAAAACCCAUUUCCUGGAGUUCAAAGAAGCAGAAGAUUGUGGCAUUAUCUUCAGCAGAAGCAGAAUAUACCGCAGCUACAGAUGUAGCGUGCGAAGCGGUAUGGCUAAAAAGAUUAAUUUCUGAUUUGCAGCAAAAUGAAAAUGGUCCAACCAUUAUUCAUUGUGACAACAUGUCAGCCAUAGCCAUGACAAAAAAUCCAGUAUUUCACGCAAGAUCGAAGCAUAUCGAGUUGCGUCAUCAUUUCAUCCGAGACCUCGUCAACGAAGGAUUAAUCGUGAUGGAAUUUAUCAACACCGACGACCAGCCAGCAGAUAUCAUGACAAAGGCGGUCACCCGUGAGAAAUUCGAGAAGUUUAAGAAGGUACUUCAAAUUGCAAAUUAA
Linum trigynum is the source of this 1263-nucleotide messenger RNA. The record is from the annotation of a GenBank genome assembly. Lineage: Eukaryota; Viridiplantae; Streptophyta; Magnoliopsida; Malpighiales; Linaceae.